This is a messenger RNA of Habropoda laboriosa, 2556 nucleotides long. RefSeq names its product kinesin-like protein KIF23. Lineage: Eukaryota; Metazoa; Arthropoda; Insecta; Hymenoptera; Apidae. The record is from RefSeq and is a predicted model, not a curated record. Gene Ontology annotation, biological process: microtubule-based movement. The transcript has 14 exons. Gene Ontology annotation, molecular function: ATP binding; microtubule motor activity; microtubule binding. Gene Ontology annotation, cellular component: microtubule; nucleus; kinesin complex. Bases 1 to 2556 code for a protein of 851 amino acids.
AUGAAGUCUGUACGUAUAAAACCACCAGGUUCAGCUCGUAAACCAGCAAGCCGUCCAAGGGGUAAUAAUAUGUUAUCAAAAGAUCCAGUUCAAGUUUAUUGUCGUUUACGACCAAUGCAGCAUUCUACUGAUGUAGCAUGUAUGAAAGUUACAUCUGAUACAACUGUGGUUAUUACACCACCAGAAUCAGCAAUUAAUUUUCGUAGUUCUAGCAAUAAAGAGAUUCAAACAACAUUUAGCAAUGUGUUUACAUCAGAUGCAACACAAAAGGAGAUUUUUAAUGUAGUUGCUCUUCCAUUAGUUGAAAAUAUUAUUCGUGGUAGAAAUAGUCUUUUAUUUACUUAUGGAGUAACAGGAAGUGGUAAAACAUAUACAAUGACUGGUGAACCACAAGAUGCAGGCAUAAUGCCUCGUUGUCUGGAUGUUAUUUUUAACAGUAUUGCUAAUUAUCAGACAAAAAAGUUUAUUUUUAAACCAGACAAGUUGAAUGGUUUUGAUAUACAAGGUGAAGCAGAUGCUAUGCUUGAUAGACAAAGUGAACUUCAUGCUGGACUUAUGUCACAAAGAGCUGGGAAGUCAGGCAAAGUGCGCAAAGCAGAGAGUGAUGGUGACAGUAAUCCAAUGAUAGCUCGUGAGAUAGAUGAAUCACAAAUAGUACAAGUGGAUCAAGAUAAUGCCUAUGCUGUGUUUGUUACUUAUGUUGAAAUAUACAAUAACAGUGUAUAUGAUUUACUGGAAGAUGAAGAUAUUAGAACCAAGUCAUUACAGAGUAAGAUAGUUAGGGAGGAUGGUAAUAAAAAUAUGUAUGUGCAUGCUGUAACAGAAAUUGAAGUAAAAAGCUCAGAAGAAGCAUUUGAAGUAUUUCAACGCGGGCAACGGAGACGGAGAGUUGCGCAUACUGCACUUAAUGCCGAAUCAAGUAGAUCGCAUAGUGUUUUCACUAUCCGGCUUGUACAAGCACCGUUAGAUUGUGACGGAGAGCAAAUUAUACAAGAUAAACGAGUAGUAUGUAUUACUCAAUUGUCUUUAGUAGACUUAGCAGGUAGUGAGAGAACUAAUAGAACUAAAAACACAGGUCAACGAUUACGAGAAGCAGGGAAUAUUAAUAAUUCUUUGAUGACGCUUCGAUCGUGUCUGGAAAUUUUAAGAGAGAAUCAACUUCAGGGUACAAGUAAGAUGGUACCCUACAGAGAUUCGAAGCUUACCCAUUUGUUCAAAAAUUAUUUUGAUGGAGAAGGACAAGUUAGAAUGAUUGUUUGUAUUAAUCCAAGGACAGAUGAUUAUGAUGAAACAAUUCAAGUAAUGAAAUUUGCGGAAAUGACUCAGGAAGUUCAAGUAGCUAGACCAACAAUUACCAAGAUAGAUCUUGGUUUUACACCUGGAAGAAGACAUGCAAAUAAGAUAUUUAAAGAAGCACGCACUAAAUUGGAAAAAGAAGGUCGCCCUGAAGCUGCUGAUUUGGAAGUAGAUAUAGGCUUAGUGUAUAGUUUGGGUGGUCCAUUUCCUGAAUUGGAAAUUAGUUCUCCACGCAGUGAUCAAAUAAUUACUAAUUUGAUGCACUUUUUGGAACAGCGCAUUAACAAACGGAAUAUACUACGUGCUGAUUUACAACAGAAGCAAAACAAUCUUAGAAAAAUGUUGAUGGUAGUGGAACAAGAACACUUGAAUUUAAAAAUUGAAAAUGCAUCGUUAAAGGCAGCUAAUUCGCAACAAAAAAAGAAAGUUUCUGCAUUAGAGGGUCAUUUAUGUAAAACUGAAGAACAAAUUGAUAGUUUACUCCGAAAAUUGAAUCAUGCAAAUGAUACAAUACGCAGCUUGCAACAAGAGUUGAAAGAUAGAGACAUGGCAUUAAAUCAACGGCUAAUAGAUAAACAAAGGGUUAAACAAAAAUACAAUACCAAAAUGCAAGUGGAAACUGAUAAAAUGAACAGGGAAUUAGAAAUCAAGUUACGCCAACAACGUGAACACUUACAGAAUCAAAUGAAGGAAAAAGAUAAUAAAUUAAGAUUAGUAAAGCAAAUUUUAGUUGAUGAGAAUGGUAGUAAUGUUCCCAAAGAUCAUGCAAUUGCUACUCCUAAUUGCGCAGAGGCAACUCCAAAAGCAACGGAUUGUCGAUCACGAAGGGAUAAAAUGCACGUUGCAAAUUUGAGAUAUCGGCGUUCACAAAGCGCUGAUAGAUGGAUUGAUCACAGACCAGGAGCAAUAGUUCCCGUAGGAACUGUUCUCCAACCUUUAAUGCAUAGAAGACGCAGCGUUACACGACUUACAGAUCCAAAGGAAAUUACAGAGGGUGCAUCCAGAUAUUGUCUUGUCGCACAAGAACAAGAUACAGAUGGCGAGCUAGAGACGAAACUAUUCAAGGGAGAUAUAAUACCCACCAGUGGGGGAGGUGCACAGGUAGUAUUUAAUGAUAUGGAAUGUCUAAAACAACUGUCUCCGAAGGCGAGAAAACGCAGUGGUCCAUUAGCUCCAGACAAUGUAAAUGAUAUAGGUACACCGAAUCAUUCGUCUACGCUUAUGGAGACCCAUUCGAAAAGACCACGUGUAGUAAGUUAA